UGUCCGGUCGCGGCAAAGGAGGUAAAGGCUUGGGCAAAGGUGGUGCUAAGCGUCAUCGUAAGAUUCUACGCGAUAAUAUCAAGGAAUUACCAAGCCAGCGAUCCGUCGUCUCGCUCGCCGUGGGGUGUAAAGCGAAUUUCUGGACUGAUCUACGAGGAGACACGCGGUGUUCUGAAAGUUUUCCUUGAGAACGUUAUCCGCGAUGCCGUGACCUACACCGAGCACGCCAAGCGUAAGACCGUUACAGCCAUGGACGUAGUAUACGCUCUGAAACGACAAGGACGUACUCUGUACGGUUUUGGGGGUUAG
Porites lobata is the source of this 309-nucleotide messenger RNA. The record is from the annotation of a GenBank genome assembly. NCBI's taxonomy places the organism in Eukaryota, Metazoa, Cnidaria, Anthozoa, Scleractinia, Poritidae.